Messenger RNA from Toxorhynchites rutilus septentrionalis, 3851 nucleotides. RefSeq lists its product as uncharacterized. Gene Ontology annotation, molecular function: nucleic acid binding. Lineage: Eukaryota; Metazoa; Arthropoda; Insecta; Diptera; Culicidae. Bases 1841 to 3472 code for a protein of 543 amino acids. The transcript has 2 exons. Gene Ontology annotation, biological process: DNA integration. The record is from RefSeq and is a predicted model, not a curated record.
ACUGGAGGAUGCUGGAGUUGCUGAGGCGCAUCAAGUUCAUGAGUCGAAGGACGAGCAACGUGCAAUACAACUGCUACGAGAGACAACACGACGCACAGCAGAUGGAUCGAAAUUCGAAACCGGUCUGCUAUGGAGUACUGAUGAACCAAACUUUCCAGACAGUUACCCCAUGGCCGUCCGUCGUCUGGAGUCUCUAGAACGUCGUCUUCAACGAGAUCCAGAACUGAAGGAGCGCGUACAUGAACAGAUCUUGGAUUACGAAAGCAAAGGAUAUGCACAUCGAGCGAGCUUGGCCGAAUUGACUUCUGUUGAGGCUAACCGUGUGUGGUAUCUUCCUCUAGGCGUCGUGACAAACCCUCGGAAGCCCGGUAAAGUACGCCUAAUCUGGGAUGCGGCAGCUAAAGUGGGUGGAGUCUCAUUCAACUCCCGACUCCUGAAGGGACCUGACCUACUGGCGCCACUUGCAAUGGUCUUAUGUCAGUUCCGCCAAUACCCUGUGGCUGUAAGUGGUGACGUCAUGGAAAUGUUCCACCAGAUUAAAAUUCGUUCUCCUGAUUGUCAAUCACAACGCUUCAUAUUCCGAAAUCGACCAGUAGAUCAACCUCAAGUUUACGUCAUGGACGUAGCCACAUUUGGAUCAUCCUGCUCCCCGGCGUCAGCGCAGUACGUCAAAAAUUUCAACGCAGAUGAGUUCGCCAGUGAGUAUCCGAGAGCCGCAGUAGCCAUCAAGAACAAACAUUAUGUUGAUGACUACUUGGACAGCUUCGAGACCACCGACGAAGCGAUUGCGGUGGCGAAUGAAGUGAAACUUGUACACUCCAGAGGAGGUUUCACUCUUCGCAGCUUCUUAUCCAACGAACCUGAAGUUCUGCAAGGAAUAGGAGAAACAAUUACGGAGAAAGAACCCAAAAACCUACAUUUGGAACGUGAUGGGAAAUGCGAGUCGGUGCUAGGGAUGAAGUGGAUUCCGCAUGAUGACGUGUUCAUCUACGCCUUCGGUACGCGAGAGGAUCUACGGCACAUUUUGGAAAAUGGUCACAUCCCAACCAAACGCGAGGUAGCCAGAGUGGUCAUGAGCCUAUUUGAUCCGCUAGGUCUCAUCGCUUUCCUACUCAUUCACGGCAAAAUAUUUAUCCAAGAAUUAUGGGCAGCAGGGAUAGAGUGGGACCAAGAAUUCCCACACGAUCUCAACGAACGCUGGCGACAAUGGGUGGCUUUACUCCAACAAUUAGACUCACUCCGCAUACCACGAUGCUACUUCCGCUCAACGAAGGACUACUCUCAUUUACAAAUCCACCUAUUCGUGGAUGCAAGCGAAUCCGCAUAUUCUUGCGUGGUAUACUUUCGCUUGGAAAACGAAGACACAACACAGGUGAAACUCGUCGGUGCCAAAACAAAAGUAGCACCGCUGAAGACGCUCUCCAUACCUCGACUCGAACUAAAGGCAGCAGUUUUGGGCGCUCGAUUUAUGGAAACUGUUCAAAAACAGCACACGUACACAGUAAGUCGACGGUUCUGCUGGAGUGAUGCCAGUACCGUUCUAGCGUGGGUACGCUCCACCGAUCAUCGGCGCUACCACAAAUUCGUAGCCGUUCGAAUAGGAGAGAUUCUCUCUUCUACGCAACAGUCAGAAUGGCGGUGGGUGCCAUCCAAGCAAAACAUUGCGGAUUUUGCCACCAAGUGGAGGAAUGGUAUGCCUGUGACAAUCGACAACCCCUGGUUCUAGGGACCGGCCUUCCUCUACGAACCAGAAGAACGUUGGCCUAAGCAGCGAACAAUCGUCCCAACAGAAGAAGAGCUUCGGCCAACUCGUUUCCACGCCACCCACUUCGCUCCGAACAUGGUAUUCGAGAGGUUCAAUAGAUGGACCAAAAUGCAUAGAGUAGCCGCAUAUGUUUUCCGAGGCAUCGAAAAUUUUCGCAGGUGUCGAUCGAAGGAUAAACUUGAACUCGGAAACCUUACCAGCGAAGAACUUCGACGGGCCGAGGAAGAACUGCUGAAAACCGCUCAAACCGUGUAUUACACGGACGAAAUCAACAACCUCGUCAAGACUCAAGGGUCACCAGAGAAUCACCACGUCACCGUAGACAAAUCCAGCCCUAUCUACACCAAGUGUCCAUUCCUGGAUGAGAACGGCGUUCUGCGUAGCCGUGGUCGAAUUGGUGCUGCACCGUAUGCACCGACCGAAGCUAAGUUUCCGAUCAUUCUUCCCAACCAACAUUUAAUAACUUUCCUAAUUGUAGACUGGUAUCAUCGCCGCUUCCGUCAUGCCAACCGAGAGACCAUCUUCAAUGAAAUCCGCCAGCGCUUCGAAAUACCUGCCCUAAGACGACUGUUGGAUAAAGUUGAACGCUCAUGUACUUUCUGCAGGGUAACCAAGGCGAUGCCAAGAUCUCCAGCGAUGGCUCCGCUUCCCGAGAUGCGUCUGACAGCAUUCACUCAACCCUUUACGUUCACCGGGUUGGACUAUUUCGGUCCGAUGCUUGUGAAGGUUGGCAGGAGCAACGUAAAACGCUGGGUGGCUCUCUUCACAUGCCUGACGAUUAGAGCGAUACAUAUGGAGAUUGUGCACUCGCUAAGCACCGAAUCUUGUAUUAUGGCAGUACAACGCUUCGUCGCACGCAGAGGCCUUCCCAGAGAAUUUUGGACUGAUAAUGCCACCUGCUUCCAAGGUACCAGCAAUGAACUGAAAGCACAUAGGGAAGCAAGUAACAAAGCUCUAUCUGAGAAGUUCACUACAACAAGCACCACCUGGAAGUUCAUCCCCCCAGCUGCUCCACACAUGGGUGGAGCGUGGGAGAGACUCGUUCGAUCGGUGAAGGUGGCGAUAGGAUCAGUUUUGAACGUCCUGCGGAAGCCAGAUGAUGAGACAUUCGAGACGAUCAUCUUGGAGGCAGAAGGAAUGAUAAACUCCAGACCACUUACUUUCAUUCCGUUGGAAUCCGCGGAUCAGGAGGCCCUGACUCCCAACCAUUUUUUGUUGGGAAAUUCUUCUGGGACAAAGUUCCUGCCUACUGAACAGAUGGACAACCGAUGCACACUACGAAGCAGCUGGAAAUUGGCCAGAUACAUCACGGAUGAACUCUGGCGCAGAUGGCUCAAGGAAUAUCUCCCGAUGAUCACACGGAGAUGCAAGUGGUUCGAGGACGUGAAGAAUCUAGAGACCGGUGACUUAGUACUGGUAGUUGACGGGGCGGCGAGGAACCAGUGGAUACGAGGAAGAAUUGAGCGAGUUUUCCCAGGACGAGACGGUAGAGUGCGGCAAGCGCUGGUGCGGACAUCGUCGGGGGUCUUACGCAGACCAGUAGUGAAAUUAGCUGUUUUGGACGUCGAGUUGAACAGUAAACCUGCUGCCGAUGCUCCUAGAGUUGUGGCCUCUCACCGAGGUUUACGGGCGGGAGUAUGUUACGACGAGACCCCUCAUCGCAGCAACGCUUCACGCUACGACGUGGCGUCAGCUGUCAACAAGUGACAUGGCGAUAGAAGAAUGGCAUGUAACGCUACUGGGUCAUAAAAGGAUGGAACAAAAGAAUUAUUAAAAAAUGAUCAGAAGGCUUUGAGUGUACCAGUACGACAUUUAUUCUUAUUCUAAUUAUUUAUAUAUUUUCCUAAGUUCCUAAAUCUAAAACUUAUUCUACCGUGCAAUUAUAAAACCUAAAUAUAGAACUAGUUAUUAAACUAGCAUUGUAGUCAGCGCAGUUAAAAGGGUAAUUUAAGCCAUACCACUUCCAGAAGUUUCUUACACCAAAUUUGUAAGUUUAGGGGAACAAAAUAAUGUUAUGGCUAUGCUAAAAUAAAUAAUUAUUUGCAGCUUAAAGCUCACAUACUAAAAACGUGGUGCUCAAUUAGAG